Messenger RNA from Acaulospora morrowiae, 1752 nucleotides. The record is from the annotation of a GenBank genome assembly. NCBI's taxonomy places the organism in Eukaryota, Fungi, Glomeromycota, Glomeromycetes, Diversisporales, Acaulosporaceae.
AUGGUUCUUCAAGUGUCGAAUCCGAAUAAUGUCAAAAUAUACACCGUCUCCGGCUCUGGAUCUCGCACGAUACCUAACUGGUUGGCGAAGAAAAAGAAAAAAGUUUUGAAAGACGACCCAGAAUGGAGUUCUAGGAUCGAGCUUAUACAAGAUUUCGAAUUUCCAGAGGCCUCAAUUCGAAUAAAGCCCACAAGAGAUGGACAAUUUGUCAUGGCCACAGGUGUAUAUAAACCACAAAUGCGGAUUUUUGAGUAUUCCGAAAUGUCAAUGAAGUUCGAACGUCAUACGGAUUCAGAAAAUGUCAAUUUCGUGAUGAUUGGACAAAGUCCGUAUUAUUACAAAAUGAUAGGACGAUUGAAUUUCACGCGCAAGUUCGGAAGAGAUUUGGCGUAUCACUAUCCCACAUGCGAUCUUCUUAUUUCUGGCUCAUCACACGAAAUAUAUCGGCUCAAUCUUAGCCAAGGCAGAUAUUUGAACUCGAUAUCGACCGAUUCAACGUCUGGAGUUAACGUCUGUGUCAUAAAUCCGGCCCAUCAACUUUUUGGGUUCGGUACAGAUGAAGGCACUGUGGAAUUUUGGGAUCCGAGAUCACGGUCGCGUGUCGGGAUUUUGGCUCCUAGCUUUGCAUCCGAAUUCGAUGAAACCAAAGGAUUUCAAGUGACCGCAAUGAGGUAUGGAAAUGAUGGACUUUCCUUAGCUGUAGGAACUUCCACUGGUCAUAUACUACUGUACGAUCUGAGGAGUUCAAGGCCGUGGCUGGUCAAAGAUCAUCAAUAUGGCUACCCUAUCAAGAGCGUAAAUUGGUACUAUGAUGUUACAGGGGAUAGAGGUCGAUGCAAAGUAAUCAGUGCUGAUUGUAAAAUAAUGAAAAUCUGGGAUAAAGAAAAUGGUUCCAACUUUACUUCGGUGGAGCCAAGUACCGAUAUCAAUGACCUGUGUGUGGUACCUGAUUCUGGAUUGAUUUUCGUGGCAAAUGAAGGGAUACAAAUUGGUGCAUACUAUAUACCCGCCUUGGGACCAGCCCCGAGAUGGUGUUCGUUUUUGGAUAAUUUAACGGAAGAGAUGGAAGAGAAUCCUCAACAAAAUAUUUAUGAAAAUUACAAGUUUGUCACCAGGAAAGAAUUGGCAAGCCUGGGGAUGGAGCAUCUGAUAGGAACCAAUGUCAUGAGACCAUAUAUGCACGGAUUUUUUAUUGAUCUGCGUUUAUAUGAUCAAGCCAAGUCAAUUGCAAAUCCAUUUGCUUACGUGGAUUACCGUGAAAAAAGAAUUAAAGAAAAAUUAGAAAAAGAGCGUGAGUCGCGUAUACGCGCCACCAAAAAAUUACCAAAAGUCAAUAAAGAAUUGGCAAAUAGAUUGUUACAAUCGUCGUCGAAAAAGAAAAAGGGUGAUGAGAAAGCUGCAAACGCCCUCGAGGAUCCCAGGUUUGCAGAAUUAUUUACCAAUGAGGAUUAUGAAGUUGAUAAAAAUACUACGGAAUAUAAGUUAUUACACCCUACGUUAUCAUCGAAAAAGGUCUCUAUGAAAGAAUCGGAUGAUGAAUCCGAAGGAAUGCAAAUUGAUGAGAAUGAUUCUGUAAUAAGAAGUGAUGUUUCUGUGUCAUCGCAAUCUGAAACUGAUAGUGAUGAAGACCUUGUGACCAAAGUGUACAGGCAAAAAGAAAUAAAGCCAAAUAAAAAGAUAGUGAACAAGGUUGGUCAGACAACGCGUGGGCAGCGCCAAGAAAUCAAGAAACCUAGAAAAAUCGAAAUGAAA